Molecule: messenger RNA, 2256 nt
Organism: Pseudozyma flocculosa PF-1
Lineage: Eukaryota; Fungi; Basidiomycota; Ustilaginomycetes; Ustilaginales; Ustilaginaceae
Exons: 3
Coding region: 1-2256 (751 amino acids)
Biological process (GO): ribosomal large subunit biogenesis
Cellular component (GO): nucleoplasm; Noc2p-Noc3p complex; Noc1p-Noc2p complex
Source: RefSeq, a predicted model, not a curated record
AUGGGAAAGCAAGGCAAGCAGACGAAAAAGUUCCUCAAGACAAAGUUUGACGCGACGAUAAAGAAGCGCCGCGAGCAUCAGAAGAAGAGGGCCGUCAUCGAGCGGGCAGACGCCGCCAAAAAGGCAAAGGCGCUCCGAUCCGGAAAGAAGAACAAGAAGCCCUCCAACAACGAUGUCGAGUCCGGGACAGACGACGACGAGGCAGAGGACAUCGUCGCCCAGAUGGGCGAUGGCUCCGACGACGAGGCCGGCCCCAGCAAGGCCGCUGGAAAGUUUACCGGCAUGAGCGUCGACGACUUCCUCGGCGGCGGAUUCAAGAAGGGCAUGGACGGUGCAGACGGGCAGGCCGGCGGGGACGACGACGAGGACGAUGACGAGGACGAAGAGGACGCCGACUCGCUUGGCGACAUCGAGGAGAUGACCGACGAUGAGUCUGGCCACGUGCAGGACCUCGAGAAGCUCAAAGCCAAGGAUCCCGAAUUCUACAAGUACCUCCAGGAGAACGACCAGGACCUGCUCAACUUUGGUGCGGACGGCGACGAGGACGAGGACGAGGCCGACGAAGAUGACGAGAUGUCCGACGACGAUGACGAGGAGUCUGCAAAGGGCAAGGGGAAGCACAAGGUCGCCGACGAGGGCGCGCAGCGGGUCACGCUCAAGAUGCUCAGCGAGUGGCAGAAGGACAUGCUCAAGUCGAGGUCGAUCAAGGCGCUGCGCAAGCUGCUCCUCGCCUUCCGCUGCGCCGUGCGUGUCGGCGAGAAGGCCAACAAUCAGGACGAGGACGCGCCGUUUGUCGUCGACGACUCCAAGGUCUUCAACAAGGUCGUCCUCACCACGCUCAAGUACACGCCCGUCGUUCUCCAGCACCAUGCUCCCGUCAAGAAGACCAACGGAGGCCGCUUCAAGCUGCCCCUCAACAGCAAGAAGUGGUCCCAUGUCAAGAAGCCGCUGCAGAGCUACUUUUCCAGCCUCUUUACGCUGCUCCGGACGCUGCCCGAGCAGAAGAUGCUCUACGUCGUCGUCUCCGAGAGCGAGAGGAUGGUGCCCUACGUCACCUACAACAAGAAGACGACCAAGGAGUACAUCAGGCGCAUGCUCGAGCUCUGGUCCUCGGCCGAGGACGAUGUACGGAUGGCGGCCUUCCUGGCUCUCCGACGCCUGGCGGCGGGCAGCGACGACGACGUGCUCGAGCAGUGCCUGCGCGGCGUCUACUCGUCGUUUGUCAAGAGCACCAAGCAGACGUCGACGCACACGAUGCCGAGCAUCAACCUCAUGAAGAACUCGGCGGCCGAGCUCUACUCGCUCGACCCCGAGGCGAGCUACCGCCAGGCGUUUGGCUUUAUCCGCCAGCUGGCCAUCCACCUGCGCAACUGCAUCAAGACCAAGACCAAGGACUCGUUCAAGGCGGUGCUCAACUGGCAGUACGUGCACUGCGUCGACUUCUGGUCGCAGGUGCUGUCUGCGUCGUGCGACACCGAGGUGGUGGCGACGCGGGGUCAGAGCGCGCUGCAGCCGCUCAUCUAUCCUCUGGUGCAGGUGGCGACGGGCGUCGUGGGGCUGGUGCCGACGUCGCGCUACUUUCCCUUCCGGCUGCACGUGCUGCGUUCGCUGCAGCGCAUCAUCAGCCGCACGGGUACCUACGUGCCCAUCAUCCCGUCGAUCCUGGGCAUCUUUGAUUCUCCAGAGUUCCACCGCAAGCCCAAGGGGUCGACGCUGGCGCCGAUGGACUUUGAGACGUCGAUCCGCGCGCCGACCAACUACAUCCGGACGCGCGUCUACGCCGACCAGCUGGCCGACGAGACGUGCUUCCUGCUGACCGAGUUCCUUGCGUCGCAGUCGCGCUCGAUUGCGUUCCCCGAGGUGGUGAUCCCCGCGACGGUUCAGAUCAAACGCGGGCUCAAGACGUAUACCAACGCCAAGCUGGUGUCGUCGCUCAAGAACCUGCUGGACAAGGUGGCGCAGAACUCGGUGUGGAUCCAGAAGCGGAGGGACAAGGUCGAGUUUGCGCCCAACGACCUGCGGGCACUCGAGGGGUUCCUCAAGCAAGGCGCGGGCGACGAGGGGAGCAAGGAGACGCCGCUCGAGGUGGCGUUUAGGCUGGCCAAGAAGGUGCGAGACCAGAAGAGGAAGCUGCUGAUGCAGCACGAGCACGUCAUCGGCGACGACGGCGAGGAGAGCGAAGAGGACGACGAGGACGAGGACGAGGACGAGGACGAGGACGAUGAGGAUGAGGAGAUGGACGAGGACGACGAGUGA